AUGAUCUGCGAGGCCGUGAUUUUGAUCUUGGUGACUUAUGCUUUAUAUAGACUAUUAAUAUCGUAUCUCGAUGUGACGCCGAAUGUAAAGGGGAGAACGGUCUUUAUAACUGGUUGCGACUAUGGGUUUGGACAUGAUCUGGCGCUGAAAUGUCUGCAGAAUGGAAUGACCGUGCUUGCUGGAUGUUUCAGUGAUGAGGUUUGCUAAAUUACAAUAUUACGUGCAUCUGAAAAAUGGUGAAAAUCUGAUGUUAAUUUUUUGAUUUCAGGGAGCCACAAAACUUCGAGCGGAAGCUGCUGGGAUUGGCGGCAAAUCGGCUGGUUCUCAAAGGUAUGAUUUCUAAAAAUUCCAGGACCUUUGCGACACCUAUGCGGAAUUCAAAGUGUCUCAUAAUCAUUAACCCGGGUUAAACGAAAUUUGUCAUGCAAUGGCAACUUGAAACUUAGUAUCUGCAACAAAAACUAAAUUUUUCCUGAAUCUGCCAUAGCGACUAACUGUUCAUUAAAAAAGUGGUAAGCUCAGUAAGUUUCCAAGAGCCCAAAAUUUGUCAAAACUGAUAGCCUAACUCUAUGAAAGUAGGUGCUUCUGGGCCACCCCAAAUUCCGGCUAGCUAAUCCUGCCGUAUGGAAUAUUCCAAACGAUGUUGUGCAUCUUUGUAAAUUCAGGUUCAAGUUUUUUCGAUAGCCGUUUAUAAAAACCUGAGCAUCGCACUUGGGGCGACGCAUGUACUCAAAUUUAAGGCUCUUUAAACCUUUUAACUGGUGCCAUUUCCAAGAGCUUGGCAACUUUCCAGAUAGCCGUUGAGGCAAUUUAGAAACCAAUACACUUUCCUGUGAAACGUUUCCAAGCUUUUUGAUAUUUGCUUUUAUACCGGCAACUUGGGUUGUCUCUGGCACGAGUUGUCCAGAUUCAUAACGCCUUGAAAAUGAGUGUUUUGUGGAAAACAGAUAUAUACAACACCCAAAUUUUUACAACCGUUUAAGCUUUUAUUUGCAGCUCACCUACCGGUAAACUCCACACGAUAAGGGUGGAUGUCACAUCCGACGAGAGUGUAGAAAACGCCAGCAAAGAAGCCACCGCCCUUCUGAAAGGCAAUGGAUUGGAUGCUCUUGUGAACAACGCCGGUAUUGCUGCUAUUGGGCUUGUGGAUUGGAUCACUGUAAAAGAUUACCAGAAAGUUUUGGAUGUCAACUUGUUUGGAGUCAUUCGAACAACCCAAGCUUUUAGCAAGUUGGUCAAAAAGAAUAAGUGAGUUUUAAAAAUUGGAAAAUGAUUUUCAAAACUUUGUUUUCAGAGGACGAAUUGUAAAUGCCUCAAGUAUCUUCUCAUUCCUCUCCUUUGGAACGAUCAGUCAAUAUUGCGUCAGCAAAUUCGCCGUUAGAGCUUAUACUGACGCUCUCAGGUAUGUCAUAAUUUAUUUUAUAUUAUUAUAAUAAGGAAGCUUUAACCCGUCUUGGGGUCACUUUCAGGACCGAAUACAAGCCAUUUGGAGUUACUGUCUGCGCCUUGGAGCCCGGAUUCUACCGGACACAAUUCUCCUCACCGGAGCGAAAUUUGCAGCAGCUGAAAAAGUUGGUCGAUGGUUUGUCAAAUGAAAUAAAAGAAGAAUAUGGGAAUGAGUACUUCGAAAAAAGUAAGGAAUUGAAUGUUUUGAGGUUUCUAAAUUUUGAAAAAUCAAAAAAUUUCAACACGCGCUUUGCAAGAGUAGAAAGUUAUUCCUGUGCCAAACUUCAAUAAAAAGCGUCGCGUUUCGAGCGUUUACCCGGUUGGCUUUGAAACCACAUGUUCAAAAACUCUAUUUUUAGCCCUAAAGCAGAGCUAUGACAUUCUUGAUGCUCUUGCGUCAACCAGAACUUACGAAGUCGUCGAUGCCUACUUCCACGCAGUGACCAGCAACUUCCCACGGACCAUAUAUCAUCUGGGAAGAGACUACUAUUUCUUCUUCUUCCUCUCUCUAUGGCCAUCAGUCGCCAGAGAUUACCUCCAAUAUUUUGGGUCUUGGAUGAAAGGAAUUCCCAAGCCAAAAGGUGCAAGAUGA
Messenger RNA from Bursaphelenchus xylophilus (pine wood nematode), 2038 nucleotides. Lineage: Eukaryota; Metazoa; Nematoda; Chromadorea; Rhabditida; Aphelenchoididae. The record is from the annotation of a GenBank genome assembly.